AUGACUCAACAGUCGGUCCUUGAUACGAUGCUGCCGAAAGAGCUUAAGAAAAUGGACUUGACUCGGAUCUACCAGAUGAUACCUCCUGGCGGUAUGUCUGAGUUCUUUCUUAAACGUCUCCAUAAGGCGAUGCGGAAAGGGGGCAAUCCAGCCAGAGUACUUGGGCUCUACAAACAAUACCAAAGACGAGAAGAUUACCCCUCGAUGGAGUUCCUAGUCCGGUGUAUGAUAUGCCUUGGUUAUUGCUUUGAUUGGCACUCCUUCUGGUCGGUUCGGGACCGACAAGUCCUCACGUCUACGAAAAUGUUCCGUUUUUUAGCCUCCGACCUGGUCAGUGGAGCUGAUAAGAUACGCCCCCGCGACCAUCUGGGUCUGCUGUAUGCCCUGGCGUGUCUUCACUAUCGGCCGCCAGCUCUGGUUCCUAUUAUACUACAGGGGAUCGAGAGUAAUAUAUCCCAGUACCGUCUAGAGGCUCUGGCCAAUGCUGCACAUAGCAUGGCAGUGCUCGGUCUUGACUCUAAGGAGCUGAUGGUGGUCUACGAGUGUUACAACAAGGAUUUCAGCGGCCUCUUGGAGCGAGUUGUGAGUGAGGCAUUUGUACGUUAUGGCAGUAUACCGGAGGCUGGAUCCAUCAACGACUGGGCGCAGUUGGCUUAUGCUAUGACUUUGCACGGAAUGUACGAUCUCCAAGGUCCUUCGGGUGAGUUCAUACUGCCUGCUUUCUUGGCUAACGCUUGCAGUGGGAUAACGAGUGAGAAAAUUGCAGACGGCAUGGGUUGGGCCGGAUACCAUUUGUAUUUGACCUUGUACUCAUUGGACGUCGAGAAGCCUGAGGUGGAAAUCCCAGCGAAGAAGGCUGUGCCGAUGGAAGUUCAGUUGAAACUGCACACAACGUGGCUCCGGAAUAUAUUGCUACCGGCCCAACCGCAAGGCUCAGAGAAGCUACAGCUGGACGUUGACGCAGCUUUCAAGCGCACCAACACUCAAGCUCUCAUCAACUGUAGUGUUGGACGUCCAGACGAUGAGCAGCAUACCAUAUUCGCUGGCCACAAACUUAAUCCUGGAAUAGCAUUCGAGUACGACUAUCUGCACCCAGUUGCGCCUGAUACGCCUAAAGUUUCUGGGAUAGUAGCGCAUAAGCUACGGCUUAUGCGACACUUCGGUAUCUACUCUGUUGUGGUGCAUGACUGCUUCUGGAGCAAACUCACGGAUGACCAGAAAGAUGAACAAGUUGUAGUGUUACGAACAAAAUUAGGGUGA
This is a messenger RNA of Perkinsus marinus ATCC 50983, 1260 nucleotides long. RefSeq lists its product as hypothetical. The record is from RefSeq and is a predicted model, not a curated record. The transcript is spliced from 12 exons. NCBI's taxonomy places the organism in Eukaryota, Perkinsozoa, Perkinsida, Perkinsidae. The coding region runs from base 1 to 1260 and encodes 419 amino acids.